This is a messenger RNA of Drosophila bipectinata, 3372 nucleotides long. The record is from RefSeq and is a predicted model, not a curated record. NCBI's taxonomy places the organism in Eukaryota, Metazoa, Arthropoda, Insecta, Diptera, Drosophilidae.
AGUUAACAUUUUCGACAACCCUACGAUUUUGUUUUGCGCGUCGCACGUUCCACGUUCGUCUGGUCAGAUUUGCGAGGAGUAGAUGCGAACGAGCGAGGUGGCGAGGUAGCUGUAAGCUGUGUGUAACAAUUACCGAACAAAGCAAUGCGCCUGGCGAAAAUUGAAUAAAUAAAAGCAUUAAAGGUGUGUGACAAUCACUCAACUCUCCGGCCAGGACAGAAGAAGAAGCGCCAGCAUUAGCCAGGGGCUGUGCCAGUGAGCUAGAGAGAGCAAAAGAGAGAGAGAGAGGACGAAAGUAGCCAGGUGUUUACAUCCUGCUCUCGCCGUUUUGUGGGUGUGUGUGCGUGUGCGUGUUCGCGAACAACAAAAACAACAACAACAACAAAAGAUAGUGCAAUAAAUAUAUUUAAAUUUUUAUUUAUUUAUUUUUUUAAAUUUUUUCGCUGUGCUGCCCCCACGUGCGAUAAAAGUUUUUUCUGCCAACCCGACUCCCGACUCGGCCGACAACGGCCUGCGAACCUGGCCCAAAAAACUACACAUACUCCAAGCUCCAAGCGCACCGAGCAGAAAGCGGAAAACACGCGAAUUCCAAACCAAAAUUAGUCCGUCAGAGAAAAAAUAAAAGCAAUCAGCUACAACAUCAUGGCUCCGGCUCUGAGCAAACUGGCCAACAACCAAAGCGCCAUCGUCGGCGUGGCGGGCAUGACGGCCGCCCUCUGGAUAAUUGCCUACGGAAAGAUGUCCAACAAAAAGCGAAAAUCUGGCUACGAGGACAAAAUCCAGUACACAAUCGCCGAGAAGAAGGAGAAGAAGGCGGGCAAGGCCCAUGUGAACUCAGUAUUCUUCAAACAGCUCCGUCAGCUGCUCCCCAUACUCAUCCCGGGUUUCUGGAGCAUAGAGACGGGCCUGCUGCUCCUGGUGGCCGCCUCUCUGGUUGGCCGCUCCGUGAGCGACAUUUGGAUGAUCCAGAACGCGACUGUGGUGGAGAGCACCAUCAUUCACAUGAACCGCACCAAGUUCAAGACGGCGCUGCUCAAAUACCUGACAGCCCUGCCAGCGAUCUCCGUGGUCACCAACGUCCUGAAAUGGAGUCUGGGCGAGCUGAAGCUGCGCUUCCGCACAAACCUCACCCAUCACCUGUACAGCCAGUACCUAAACGGCUACACGUACUAUAAGAUGUCCAACCUGGACAACAGGAUAGCCAAUGCCGACCAGCUGCUGACCACCGACAUCGACAAGUUCUGCGAAAGUGCCACGGACCUCUACUCGAACAUCAGCAAGCCGGUGCUGGACAUAUUCAUCUACGUGUACCGACUGACGGUGAACCUGGGUGGCAAGACGCCCUCGAUCCUGAUGCUCUACCUGCUCUUCGCCGGAGUCUUCCUGACGCGUCUCCGCCGUCCCACCGGCCGACUCACCGUCGAGGAGCAGAAGCUGGAGGGCGAGUUCCGUUACGUGAACAGCCGUCUGAUCACCAACUCCGAGGAGGUGGCCUUCUACCAGGGCAAUGUCCGCGAGAAGCUGACCCUCCUGGCCAGCUACUCCAAGCUGCGCUCGCACCUGCGCAAGUUCCUCGAGUUCCGCGUCAGCAUGGGCAUCAUCGACAACAUCAUAGGCAAAUACUUUGCCUCCAUCGUGGGCUUCUACGCCGUGUCCAUUCCCUUCUUUGCCGACAACCAUCCGCUGCUGUCCGGCGAGCAAAGCGGACAGCGCCUCCAGGCCUACUACACCUACGGCCGUAUGCUGGUCAAGCUGGCUGAGGCCAUUGGCCGCCUGGUGCUGGCGGGACGCGAGAUGUCCCGCCUGGCCGGCUUCACCGCCAGGAUGACCGAGCUGAUCAAGGUUCUUGGCGACCUGAACAAGGGCACAUACGAGCGCACCAUGGUCAACGGCAACAACAUCACCCAGAGCCUGGGCGCCGCCGCCGGCAGCAGCUUCGGGCCCAACAAGGGCAUCAUGUGCUUCGAGGACAACAUCAUUCGCUUCGAACAGGUGCCCCUGGUCACGCCCAACGGGGACGUGCUCCUCAAGGAGCUGACCUUCGAAGUGAAAUCGGGAACCAAUGUCCUGGUUUGUGGACCAAACGGUUGUGGCAAGUCUUCGCUGUUCCGCAUCCUGGGCGAGCUGUGGCCCACGUGGGGCGGCAAGGUGACGAAGCCUUCGCGAGGCAAGCUCUUCUACAUACCUCAGAGGCCUUACAUGACGCUGGGCACUUUGCGCGAUCAGAUUAUCUACCCGCACACACGCGAGGACAUGCGCCGGAUGGGCCAGAGCGACGAGGAUCUCAUGCACUACCUGGACAUCGUGCAGCUGACGUACUUGGAGCAGCGCGAGAACGGACUGGAUGCGAUUGAGGACUGGAUCGACGUGCUGUCCGGCGGCGAGAAGCAGCGCGUGGCCAUGGCCAGGCUAUUCUAUCACCGUCCCCAGUUUGCCAUCUUGGACGAGUGCACCAGCGCCGUGUCCGUGGACGUAGAGGGCAAGAUGUACAGCUACUGCCGCGAGGUGGGCAUCACGCUCUUCACCGUCUCGCACCGCAAGUCGUUGUGGGCGCACCACGACUACUACCUGCAGUUCGACGGACGGGGCAGUUACGAGUUUGCGGCCAUCGACCAGGAGAAGGAGCACUUUGGCUCGUAAGGCUCCUGUCAGCUCCUUUCUCCCCUGAGGGUCUUCGCCUCCAACCCAGUUUCUAUGUCCUAUAACUCCGGUGCUGACGACUCCUGUUCCCCGUCAUCCACACGUUAGUCAUUCCACUGCAACACCUGCGACAUCUGGUGCUCUGUUUGGACCGGAGAUAUUUGUAUAUAUGUAAUCCCAAGUUGGAGAAACCUUUUUUGUUUAUUAGCUUCUUUAUGUGAUUUUGUUUCUCCCAAUGCCCAAUGCCCGAUACCCAAUAUCCUACACCCGAUACCGGAUACCAGUUAUCCGCUAACGCUAGCUAUUCCAUUUUUUAUUCCACUUAAAUAUAGUUCCCAGGCCCUGUCUCCUGCGCCGCUGGGCUUUUGAAUAGAGUGCAGCUUGAGCGACGAGCUGCUGGUGUUUAGAAAUGUAAGCAUCGACGUGGAGCGGACAUAGCGAACCUUUUAGAAAAUUUAUACAAGAUUAUACACAAUACAAUUAUAAAUAAUAACUACAUCUUUAACACCUAGCCUUACGCGACGCACAAGCCCCUCCAAGAAGCCUUGGCGCGUUCGAGAGCUUUUUUUUUAGUAAUUUGUAAAGUACGCUGGCUAAUUAUCCUGUUUUGUAUUUUCGGUUGAAUUGGACUUUGUAAUGGUAGCCUUGCACGGCGCCGAGCGGUUGCGUAUACAAUUGUAAUAUCUCGCGGCUAGUGCAAGGCGCAAUAAAUGUAUAUAAAUAUCAAAAAAA